GUUCAUGGUGACAGUUCACGACGACGAAAAUUUGUUUUUCAUGCUCGGAUCGAUAUUUUCUUUCACGAUACAUCCAAAAAAGAAUAAGAUAUCGCGAUACAUUAGAUUGUAUUAAACAGUAACAAUGACGGAAUACUGGAAAUCUCAGGCUAGAAAAUAUUGUGAAUUCUGUAAAUGCUGGUUUGCUGACAACAAAGUUUCAAUAUCUUUCCAUGAAAAUGGCAAGCGCCAUAAAGAGAAUGUUGAAAAGCAUAUCUCACAACUCAGCAAAAAGAGUGCCAAAGAUUUUAAGCAGAAGGAAAAAAUGGAUGAUGACAUCAAGAAGAUGGAGGCUGCUGCCAUGUCAGCAUACCUCAAAGAUGUGCAAAAUAAUGCAGACCUGACUUCUAAAAAUAUCAAUGACAUGCUGGGAAAGAACAGCGACACCAAUGAACCCAUAGUUGUCGAAGAACCUACCUGCUCCGCCCACAUCUCUGUAGGCUGCCAGACUCCACCCCCGUGGGUUGAAGUCAAGGCUCCUAAUGGAAUGUCGUACUACUGGAAUGUCGUAUCACAUAAGACUACUUGGGAAUGUCCUCCUAAUGGGGAAUAUGUAAGCAUAGAAGAACAACAAAGAUCAAAAGAAAAACAAAAUAAAGUAGAAAGAGAAAAGGCAAGGCAGAAUGAGGCGCAACGUCAAGAAGUCUUGAAGGAGGUGAAUGCUCGCAUAGCCCGGGAGAAGAUGCGCGAGCUUGCGGUGCCCGCGCCUGUCAAUCAGCUCCCGAAGGCCAUUGUGGGCCCCGUGUCCCGAACCCGGCCCUUAGGCGACUGGACGCCCCUUCCCUCUCUGGGUAGGAGCGAAUUAGCGAAGAGGGCGCGCAUCGCUCGGGAGAUAUUUGAGUACCUACUUGCGGAGGGAGAAGCAAUGGGCCUGGUGCUCACGCCUCGCGCCCAGUCCUACCGCUCCAGCUGGUCGCCUGUUCGCCCUGCCCCUGAAAAAAUAGAUCUCCAGCUGCCAAAAACCAAAGAGCAACCGCCGCCACCAGUAGUGGUGGAGCCCGAAGAGAUCAAGUUUGGGGAGCGCCGCGUGACUUCCCUCGGAGACCCCGACGAGCCCGUCGAAUUCAAGCGCCGCAAGAUCGGCAACCGCAACGCCAGGCAGAAGCUUGACGACGAUUAAAUAUUUUAACCAAUAA
Molecule: messenger RNA, 1175 nt
Organism: Ostrinia nubilalis (European corn borer)
Lineage: Eukaryota; Metazoa; Arthropoda; Insecta; Lepidoptera; Crambidae
Product: WW domain-binding protein 4
Exons: 8
Coding region: 125-1159 (344 amino acids)
Biological process (GO): mRNA splicing, via spliceosome
Cellular component (GO): precatalytic spliceosome; nucleus
Molecular function (GO): protein binding; zinc ion binding; RNA binding
Source: RefSeq, a predicted model, not a curated record